Molecule: messenger RNA, 1406 nt
Organism: Salmo salar (Atlantic salmon)
Lineage: Eukaryota; Metazoa; Chordata; Actinopteri; Salmoniformes; Salmonidae
Gene: rpf2
Product: ribosome production factor 2 homolog
Biological process (GO): ribosomal large subunit assembly; maturation of LSU-rRNA from tricistronic rRNA transcript (SSU-rRNA, 5.8S rRNA, LSU-rRNA)
Cellular component (GO): nucleolus
Molecular function (GO): rRNA binding
Source: RefSeq, a predicted model, not a curated record
CGGAUGUGACGCAAAAUUAACCGCGACAUUUUCCGUUGCUGUAAUAUUCACGUGGAGUAUUUUGAAGCAAGCACACGAGUGAAGCCCUCAAAAUGAAACAAUACGGAGGAGUAAUAAAACCUAAGACGAAGAGGGCUAAGCGCUUCCUUGACAACAGAGCUCCCAAGCUUACAGAGAACAUCAAGAAUGCCAUGAUUAUGAAAGGAGGCAACACCAGUAUGACUGUCACUCAGGCCUUAAAAGACAUUUAUGCCCUGAAGAAACCAAGUGCUGUACUGUACAAAAAGAAAAAUAUAACUAGGCCAUUUGAGGAUUCUACAUCAUUGGAAUUCUUCUCGAAGAAAACAGAUAGUUCUCUGUUUUUGUUUGGCUCACACAACAAGAAAAGGCCAAACAAUCUCAUAUUUGGUCGUCUGUUUGAUUUCCAUGUGCUGGAUAUGAUUGAGCUCGGCAUUGAGAAGUAUAACUCCCUAAGUGACAUCAAGAGCAGCAAAUGUCCCGAGGGGACUAAACCGAUGCUGGUGUUUGCAGGGGAGGCUUUUGACCAUGACAAUGACCACAAACGCCUAAAGAGCCUUCUUACAGACUUCUUCAGAGGUCCUGUUGUGCCUUCGGUGCGCCUGGCUGGUCUGGAGCAUGUCCUGCACUUCACUGCUCUGGAGGGGAAAAUCUACAUGCGCAGCUACAGAUCUCUGUUGAAGAAGUCUGGAUGUCGGACCCCAAGGAUUGAGCUGGAGGAGAUUGGGCCGUCUUUUGACUUUAUCUUGCGGAGAACCCACCUGGCAUCAGACGACCUGUACAAGACAGCUCACAAACAGCCCAAGGCUCUGAAGCCCAAGAAGAAGAAGAACAUAUCCCACGAUACUUUUGGUACCAAGUUUGGCAGGUUGCACAUGCAGAAGCAGGAUCUGGCCAAGCUCCAGACACGUAAGAUGAAGGGUCUGAGGAAGAGGAGGGGCCCGGCAGCCGCUGCUGUUGUGGCGGGAGAGACGUCCCCGAAAGCCACUGAAGUAGAGUGAAGUCUUCCCAGGCUUUAAUGGACAUUUCACAAGCUCACGUCAUCAAGUUAACUGUGGAUGUUGACUGAUUUCUUCAGAAUUGUCAUCAAUGAUGAAAAGAAUGACCCCCACAUGUUUACCUUCUGCAGGUAUGUUCGUCAAUGUUUCAAGACAACAAUGUGGUGGUGUGCUAAUCGAUAUCUCUUUUUAAUGCCUUGCAAAUUGUCUUCAUUCUGUUGCUGAUGUUGCGUAGGUUGGAAAGGUUUUGUGUGAAUGGCAGGCAGUCUGUGUGGGUGCAUAAGAAAAAUUUGAAUUAGCCAUCAUUCAUCUAAAAUACUUUUAUUUUCUGUAUUUUAAACUGCGCGUACAUCGAGGAACAGUUCUCAAUAUGAAUAAAUUUGUUUUGUA